GAGAGAGAGGUUGUAAAUGCGACCACGGGAUUGACAUCCAACGUUUCCUCUGACUGAAACGGAGAAAGAGAAAGAAACAAACAACAACGUUCAUAUUGUUCACAACAAAGAACGUGAUGCUUGAAUAUAGAAAUGGAACCCUUCUUCGUUAUUUUGGCCUAGCUGUACCUCAUGGAUAACUAUAACGACGAUACAACGCCAAUUGUUCCGAUCCAUUACAAUUUGGAGAUGGGGUCCUUAGAUGAAAGAGCAGUGAUUGAAUUUGAGGAUGAGAGCCUAGUUAGUCCGGCUGCUGCAUCAAUUUCUACAAACAAAAGUUCUUUUCAUGAGAUUACACAUAUAUCUGCUGCUACUUCAGCAAAAAAUUAUAAACAACACAUGAGGAAUAGUGUGAUCGAUAGCAUCAAGAUCGUAAUUUUCUCAGCCAAAAUCAACAUACUCAUGCCACUUGGCCCUCUAGCAAUCUUGGUUGAUAAAAUGUCUGGCAGUCAUGGUUGGGUCUUCUUUUUAAGCUUAUUGGGUAUUAUACCUUUGGCUGAACGUCUAGGUUAUGCUACAGAGCAGCUGGCUUGCUUUACUGGACCAAUAGUUGGAGGUCUUCUAAAUGCUACUUUCGGAAAUAUUACAGAAUUGAUAAUAUCAAUUUAUGCAUUGAAGAGUGGCAUGAUACGUGUUGUUCAACAGUCAUUACUGGGCUCAAUUUUGUCUAACAUGUUGUUGGUGCUUGGAUGCGCAUUUUUCAGUGGUGGAAUUGUGUUUUAUGAGAAGGAACAAGUGUUCGAUAAGGCAACUGCUUCAGUGGACUCUGGUUUGCUGUUAAUGGCAGUCAUGGGCCUACUAUUUCCUGCUGUCCUUCAUUCUACACACACAGAGUUACAUUUUGGGAAGUCAGAGUUAGCUCUUUCAAGGUUUAGUAGUUGUAUUAUGCUUGUGGCAUAUGCUUCCUAUCUUGCUUAUCAACUGAAGAGGCAGAAGAAUCAAUACAUUCCAGUUGAUGGGGGAGAGAAUCAGACUGAAGAAGGUUCGGAUGAUGAAGAAGCUCCUGAAAUCUCUAUGUGGGAAUCAAUAAUAUGGCUAUCUAUUUUGACUGCAUGGGUUUCAUUCCUCUCAGAAUAUUUAGUUAAUGCCAUAGAGGGGGCAUCUGCUUCACUAAAAAUCCCAGUAGCAUUUAUCAGUGUUAUUUUGCUCCCAAUUGUUGGGAAUGCAGCAGAGCAUGCAGGUGCCGUUAUGUUUGCCAUGAAAGACAAGCUUGAUAUAUCUUUGGGAGUGGCAAUAGGCUCAUCAACACAGAUAGCUAUGUUUGGGAUUCCCUUUUGUGUGGUCGCUGGUUGGGUCAUGGGGCGUCCCAUGGACUUAAAUUUUCAACUUUUUGAGACAGCUACACUUUUUAUAACUGUUCUGGUGGUAGCCUUCAUGGUGCAGGAUGGAACUUCUAAUUACUUAAAAGGACUAAUGCUCGUUCUUUGCUACCUAAUAGUUGCUGCAAGUUUCUUUGUACAUAUAGACCCUUCUUCAAUUGCGGAUAAGCCCCCUAAACCAAGUCAUUGAGGACAUUGUAUUAUAAAGUGAAUCUGCUAAAGAUCAAGCUCCACUUUGUGCAGUGAUUAAGUGUUUUUGCAGAAACUCCCUAAAACAUUGUCAAUUCAUGGGUAAACUUUAACAAGGUUGAUAUUUGGAAGCUCAAGGUUUAUCUUGUCAGUGCAUAGCUUCCGACAUUGAACCAUUCCACGGUCCAAGUUUAAGGUGUUCUUUGGUGCACUUCUUUGAUGUGGUGGGCAAUGGAUACUUUCUUGUCCCUCACGGACAACUAAAGAAAAAUUGUUUGAAUAUAGGAUCUAGGUUUUACAUUGAAUUUCACAGGGUAGGAAUAGUUGAAGUCAAAAUGUGAGAAGUCUCAAGGAUACUCUUCUUUUUUUUGGUUACUAACUAGUAACUGCUGAUACAAAGUGGACUUAUUUUUUCAUCUAUAUGUAUUGUCUCUUACUUCUCCAUUUAAUCAAGGCUAGUGUAUACUAUGGAGAGGUCUUGUUAGUACAUAUUAUAUACAUAUUGAGAAAGUUGUUUACUAUUUUAACAUUGUUAAAUGGAUUGCCAUU
Molecule: messenger RNA, 2096 nt
Organism: Quercus lobata
Lineage: Eukaryota; Viridiplantae; Streptophyta; Magnoliopsida; Fagales; Fagaceae
Product: vacuolar cation/proton exchanger 3-like
Exons: 13
Coding region: 172-1548 (458 amino acids)
Biological process (GO): calcium ion transmembrane transport; intracellular calcium ion homeostasis
Cellular component (GO): plant-type vacuole membrane
Molecular function (GO): calcium:proton antiporter activity
Source: RefSeq, a predicted model, not a curated record